AUGGCGGAACCGGGGCAACAGCAGGACCCGGUGACCCGAGCCGUCGAAGCAUCGCAACGCGGUGACGUCGAGGCGUUGGAAGAAUGUUUGCGGCAGGGCGUUCCGGCAUCGGCGAAAGACGUUGACGGCUGCUCGCUGCUUCACUGGGCCGCCAUAAACAACUCGGUGCAAUGCGUCGAAAAGCUUCUGGCCAGCGGCGAAGAUCCGAACGUGUUAGGCGGGAUUCUCGUCUCGACACCGCUGCACUGGGCCGUUCGUGUUGGGCAACUCGGCGCGUCGAUCCGGCUGGUGAAUGCGGGCGCGAUUUGCAACAUCCGCGACUCGCAAGGGUUGACGCCGCUCCAUUUGGCCGUGCAGAACACGCACAUCGGCCUCACCGCCUACCUCCUAGCCAAGUACCCCGACUCCCGGGAUUUCACCGACAACGCGGGGAUGACGUCGUUGAUGUGGGCGGCGUAUCGGUGUUAUCAGAUGUUCCCGCUCAAAAUCUUGAUCGACAGCGGCGCUGAUCUCAACGCGCAAGAAACGCUGCAAGGAAAUACCGCGCUCCAUUUCGCUGCUCAGGAGAGGAACAUUACGGCGAUUCGUGAACUACUCGCCGCUGGCGCCGACCCCACAAUCCCCAACAAGCAGCACGAGACCCCGCUCGACAUCGUCAGCAACAAUCGGCACCAGAAGAUCCAGCGAAUGCUGAAGAAGGCCCUGCGGCGAAAGGGGGCCCUCCGCGGCACUUUCCUCGACUCUAUCAAGGACAAUCCGAAGAAUGUGCGCCGGAUACAUUUUGGCGCGCCGUUUGUCUGCUUCGCCCUGGCCACUAUCUUCUUCCAACUUCUUCACUUUGGCGUUGCCAUCGCCUGCACGCUGCUUCUAUUCGGGUUGGCGAUGUACGCCAUUCGGGACGUUUCAUGGCAAAAUUCCUAUUUGGCCGUUGGUAUCACGGUGACGGAACCGCUGGUGAUGCUACAUGUUUGGAGCUUCUACAUCUACCCAUUCGUCCCGUGGUACUUGCAAAUACUCUUCCUCGUCUCGAUUACGGCAGUUUUUGGCACGCUGGGAUUGAUAUCGCUAGGAGAUCCCGGCGUCAUCAAGCCGAACCUCGACAAAAAGGCGAAAAUGAACCUCCUCGUCGAAGAAAUUGAGAAGAAUACGAUCAACUACUUUUGCUAUUCCUGCUAUGUGAAUCGGCCCAAUUGGUCCAAGCACUGCGCGAUUUGCGAUAGAUGUGUGAAAGAUUUCGAUCAUCAUUGCCCUUGGCUGGCACAGUGCAUCACGAUGAAGAACAUGAAGCUUUUCAUCCUGUUCGUCUUCUCCGUCUGCGUCUCGUCUCUCAUCUACACGAUCGGGUGCUUCCGGUUUUUGACGACCGAGCUGCGGGAUAUUAGUUUUGAGCUGAUGCUGCAGCGACAUUGCUGGGUGCUUCUGACCGCGAUGCUUGCCGGAUGCCAUGUAUUUUUCAUGACCACCCUCUUCACGGUCCAGUGCAUUAAUUACCUCGAAGGCGAAACCACCAACUCGCGGAUAAAGCGGAAGCGCGGACAACGCGGCGAACACGGCCACAACCACUCCCACGGCGGCGGCCACAGCCACAAACACGGCCAGAUCUGCAAGCGCUUCUGCAGUCGUGCUGCGACGCAAACGGACGAGCCAACGGUGCCGGCGGUCAUCAUCACGGCGCCCGCUACCAUCGAGGCGACGAGUCUGCAAAUU
Messenger RNA from Mesorhabditis spiculigera, 1707 nucleotides. The record is from the annotation of a GenBank genome assembly. Lineage: Eukaryota; Metazoa; Nematoda; Chromadorea; Rhabditida; Rhabditidae.